This is a messenger RNA of Paramuricea clavata, 1098 nucleotides long. Lineage: Eukaryota; Metazoa; Cnidaria; Anthozoa; Malacalcyonacea; Plexauridae. The record is from the annotation of a GenBank genome assembly.
AUGGCGGAAAUAAGGGAAAUUACACAGAUUGAACAUUUAAAUGGAAAGAACUGCCAAUCUUGGAAGUAUAACAUCAAAUUAGUAUUGAUGGAGCGAGGAUUAUGGGGUUUUGUAAAUGCAACUGAGGAACAGCCAGCUGAAAUCGCCACUGGGCAGGUAAAAAGUGCGUAUCAACUAAGAUCUGACAAAGCAUAUUCAUUGAUUGCAAUAAGCGUUGAUAAGAAUCUACAAGUUCACAUUAGUAGAACAACAGAUCCUUUGGAAGCUUGGGAGACACUUCGAAAGCAAUUCGAGUUGGUUUCAAUCACUCAAAUCGUGAGAUUAAACCGCAGAUUUUAUGCUGCUACUAUGAAAGAAGAUGGCGAUAUAAUGGAGCAUAUUACGUACAUGACAACACUGGCAGACCAAUUGCGAGAAAUGAAAGAGGAGAUUUCAGAUCAGAAAUUUGCCACAGUGAUUUUAGGAAGCCUUCCUGAAUCGUAUGAAAACUUUAUUUCAAGUUUGAAUGCUCAGAAAGUAGAAGAUCUUAAAUGGGAAAAUGUCAAAAGCUUAUUGGUUGAAGAGUAUAUGAAGCGAAAAGAGAAGCAAACAGAGAGUCCAGGUCAGAACGAUGCAUUAUUUUCGAGGAGGAGUAAUUAUUCAUUCCGUGGAAGGAAUCAUCAGUUUCGUGGUGGCAGACAGUAUGGAAACAAUACUCGAGACAGUGGUGUAUACAAUCAGAGGAGACCAAACCAGAUGCGAGGAAUUAAAUGUUUCAAAUGUGAGAAAUUUGGUCACGUUGUUAAGAACUGUCCUCUUAACAAGAAAUCAAAUGAGUCAAAUAUCACUGAAGAAGGCGAGCAAGAUAAACACGGAAAUGAAGGAAUAGCUUUAAGUUCUACAUCCACCAAUAAAAGGAAAAAUUAUCAAUGGCUCAUUGAUAGUGGAGCAACUAAACACAUGACAUUUCAGAGGAAUAUUAUAACUGAUUACAAGAAAUAUGAGGAACCAUCGAAGAUCUAUCUUGGAGAUAAUAGAAUCAUCAAAGCAUAUGGCGAAGGAAAAGUGAAGCUUGAAUGUAAUGAUGGUGCAGACAGUGGCGUAGCUGGCUCAAAAUAA